This is a messenger RNA of Elaeis guineensis (African oil palm), 1716 nucleotides long. NCBI's taxonomy places the organism in Eukaryota, Viridiplantae, Streptophyta, Magnoliopsida, Arecales, Arecaceae. The record is from RefSeq and is a predicted model, not a curated record.
AAAUACUUUCCUUCACUGACUAAAAUUGUUGGAACACUGGGCCCAAAGUCACGUUCUGUUGAAACAAUUGAGGCAUGCCUGGUAGCUGGGAUGUCAGUUGCACGCUUUGAUUUCUCCUGGUUAAAUGCCGAAUAUCACCAGGAGACUCUUGAGAAUUUGAGGACAGCUGUGAAUAAUGUCAAGAAGCUAUGUGCUGUGAUGCUUGAUACUGUGGGUCCAGAGCUUCAAGUUUGCAAUACUUCUGGGAAUCCAAUUGAGUUGAAUGCUGAUAAUCAUGUUAUUAUAACUCCGGAUCUUUCUAAAGUUCCUUCAGCGGAGGUCUUACCCAUUAACUAUACUGAUCUUGCCAAGGCAGUUAAAAAGGGCGACACAAUUUUUGUUGGGCAGUAUCUUUUCACAGGAAGUGAAACAACAUCAGUAUGGCUUGAGGUUUUGGAGACAAUUGAUCAAGAUGUAAAAUGUCUUGUCAAGAAUAGUGCUACACUUGCUGGCUCCAUUUUUAGUAUGCAUGCAUCGCAAGUGCAAAUCAAUUUACCCACUCUGACUAGUGCUGAUAAGCAAGUUAUUUCAACUUGGGGGUUGCAUAACAAUGUUGAUCUCGUUUCUCUUUCGUACACCCGCCAUGCAGAGGAUGUACGGGAGCUUAGAGCAUUCCUCAAAACUCAAAAUCUUCUUGAAACUCAGAUUUAUGCCAAAGUUGAAAAUAUAGAGGGUUUGGAGCAUUUUGAUGAGAUUCUACAAGAAGCAGAUGGCAUCAUUCUUUCUCGAGGAAAUUUGGGAAUAGACCUUCCUCCAGAAAAGGUGUUUUAUUUUCAGAAAUCUGCAAUUAGUAAAUGCAACAUGGCUGGAAAACCUGCCAUAAUCACAAGAGUUGUGGACAGUAUGACUGACAAUUUGCGUCCAACUCGUGCAGAGGCAACUGAUGUGGCAAAUGCUGUCCUGGAUGGAACUGAUGGUAUUUUGUUAGGAGCUGAGACACUUCGUGGCCUCUACCCUGUUGAUACAAUAAGGACAGUUGGUAAAAUAUGUUCUGAAGCAGAGGGUGCUUAUAAUCAAUCUCUUCAAUUUAAAAGAAUAGUACAACAUGCUGGGGAACCAAUGUCGCAUGCAGAAUCUGUUGCUUCCUCAGCAGUGCGUGCUGCAGUCAAAGUCAAGGCUGCUGUAAUCGUAGUUUUCACUUCAUCUGGCAGAGCUGCAAGGUUGAUAGCAAAAUAUAGGCCUCCAAUGCCAGUGUUGGCUGUUAUGUUCCCAUCGCAGAAAACAGAACCAUUGAAUUCUAGUUCUUUUGGCACUACACAGGCUAGGCAAUCUCUCGCAGUAAGAGGAAUCUAUCCAAUCCUGGCCAAUCCUAGUUCGGCUGGUGCGGUCAGUCCAGACGAAGAGUCCGGCUUAAGACUGGCAUUAAACUAUGGCAGAUCCGUUGGCAUAAUAAAGCCUUACGAUCGUGCAGUUGUUUUCCAGAAGAUUAGCGACUCUGCAGUUGUCAAGAUUAUUGAGUAUGAGGAUUCUUGAUUAUGUUCCAUUCUAAAAUUUUCAAGAAUCCACGCCAUUCUCAAAAGUUAACAUUCAGCAUUUCGUGAACUCUCAAUUUUUAAGGGCCAAGCUUUUUUUUUUUUGGUUGCAUGUAACUGAUUUAAGAUGAGCCAUUUGAUGGAUAUUUUGCUACGGUUUUAUUUAUGUGAUUAAUAUGAUUGAUCAUUUGAUGUUCUGCAUGCA